AUGGCUAUGGGCCACGAAAUGAACAUGGACCAGAACUUCCUGCCCGCCGAUCCCCCCCCAGUACCAGAUGUGUACCAACCGAAGAGUGAUCUCGCUACAGAGUAUUUCAACACUUUCAGCCAAAUCUGCGACAACUACCGAAGCGACUCGGACAUUAAUCUUCGCCAAACAUCAGAUACACUCCGGCUAUCGUCUGAGAUCCUCGACGGUGCGCGGGAAGAGUUCAUCAGUACCGAUUUCCUUGCGAAAAACAAGGAGUACCAGGCGGAAUAUGCGGAGAGGAUAUUUAUGAAUGGAAAGGAUGAGCAGAUAUUCCAAUUUGGGCAGCCGGAUGCAUCGGCGUUGCUCAGACACAGGGCGAGGAGACGGUACAACGAGGAGCACGGUCUACCAACGGUGAACAGCCAGGAGAGUGGGUAUGGCAGCGAUGAAUUCGGACACGAUUCCCCGAGUCGGUACGCGUCGCCCAAGGGGGCGGGCAACAGUGCUGGAUAUCAAGAGCCCUACUACGGGGGCGAGUGGGCAGCCGGGUACUACCAGCCUCCCCCACCGCCCCCCUACCACCACGAUCCAUAUGCCACGUCGCCGGGGAUAGCAGGCGCCCCUGCGGACACGAGUUCCACGGGCGGCGCGGAACUGCCCCUGCCGCCCAUGUCGUCCUUCAGGGCGGCCGCACCCGUACACUCGCCCAGCGACCCUAUGAUCGUAGCCAAGCCACCGAUGCAGCCUAUGUACGCGGGGGCGGCUAGCACACCGGGUGCAGGGGGUGAGGCAGGCAGCCUCUCUUCAUAUGGAUCGUCCCCCUCCACUCCCGUACACUCCCCACCACCACUGCACGCGCGACUCUACCCUCCCCUCAAGCACUCGCCGCACCACGCCCACCACGCACAUCAUAAUGGACAGCAAGCGAACUGGGUAUCAACGGGCGUGUCGUCACCCCCCACAGCAUCAACUCCCCACGCGCCGAUACCAGGAGCGGUAUUACCCAACGGUCAUCAACACGUAGUGUUCCCACCGGUGAUGGGCGCGCCGGCCGAGCAGAGGCAGCUCGACGAGGCGAUGGUCUUCCUUCGGGAGCACUCCGACGUUGGGGGAGCAAGGAUGGAAGAGAGACUAGAUGACGCGAUUAAUGUACUUCGUAACCACGCGGAAGCACCAGAACUUUAUCCCCAGGAUGUACACCAUCCUCACCAGCCGCCGCCAGUGAGCCGGGUGAGCGCGCCGGGUACGCUGCCUCAUCUACACGAACCGCCUGUCAAGAUGGAGAGACACCUAUUGCCUAAUACGAAGAAACGUAAAGAACCGCCCGACUCCGGCUUAGAUUCGAAGCCUUCGUCCUCCGGGUCCGCGGACGCACUCGGCAAGGGGCCCGGGAACAAGAGAUCGCGUCGAUAUCUUUUUCUAAUAUCCGUUCGAAACAGCUGUUCGUCGGCCGACGAGGACGAACUGGAUCCCGACGCGAAGGCGGCGCGCGAGAGAGAGCGCCGGCAGGCCAACAACGUGCGCGAGAGGAUAAGGAUAAGGGAUAUUAACGAGGCACUGAAGGAGCUCGGUAGGAUGUGUAUGACCCAUCUCAAGAGCGACAAGCCUCAAACGAAACUGGGCAUCCUGAACAUGGCUGUAGAGGUGAUCAUGACAUUGGAACAGCAAGUUCGAGAGCGCAACUUAAAUCCAAAGGCGGCGUGCUUGAAGAGACGCGAGGAAGAAAAGUCGGAAGACGCUCCAAAGCUACUAGCAGCGCCACUGCACCACUACCAGCCCAUGCCUGGCAUGGGACAAGUUUCGGGGCAACCCCCCUCCGGCCCUCCACAGCAAUAGCGACGCUCGAGGGCCUGCGCGCUGCCCUAGACCCCCGCCACUACCACCUACCACCACUAGGCACCACCGUACCACCACCCGUCCCUAGCCGGCACUAGGGCUCGGUGGUCGCUAGUUUAUCGCUAGUGUGUCGCUAGGUUGUCGCAUUUAUUGUGUUUAUAAAUAUGUAUGUCCAUAGUGUUUCUAUUUAAUAUAGACAGGUGCUAAAUUGGACAUAAGUAUGGCGAUUAAAUUUUAAUUUUAAAAAAUUAGUGAGUUAAUGAGAUUAUUUAUAUCGGAUCCCCCCCCCCCCCCCCAUUUUUGUUGUAAACCAAGCGACACGCGGGUGGUAUUUUUUUUACCCAGUGAGCCUUGCCUUAGGAAUUUUAAACUGCUAUCUAGGCAUAUUUUUUUUCGAAAGUGGUGUUCGAGGAUUCCCAAAGAUUUAGGAGCAGUGCGUAGUGAGAAAAACAUGAACUAUAGUAAUUAAGUGUGUAUAUUAUACUUAUAGUUUGACAAUGGACUGCGUCGCGUACGUCUCGUACGUAGGCGUGACGUCACGCCCAAAGACAAGCGAGAUAACGUGUAAAAUAGCUUAGGUAGGGUCUAGAGUAAUAAAUAUAUGAAUUAAAAAAAAAAAGAUAUUUUUAA
This is a messenger RNA of Melitaea cinxia (Glanville fritillary), 2448 nucleotides long. RefSeq names its product transcription factor 12 (gene da). The record is from RefSeq and is a predicted model, not a curated record. The transcript has 13 exons. Gene Ontology annotation, cellular component: transcription regulator complex. Lineage: Eukaryota; Metazoa; Arthropoda; Insecta; Lepidoptera; Nymphalidae. Gene Ontology annotation, biological process: regulation of transcription by RNA polymerase II. Bases 1 to 1818 code for a protein of 605 amino acids. Gene Ontology annotation, molecular function: DNA-binding transcription factor activity, RNA polymerase II-specific; protein dimerization activity; RNA polymerase II cis-regulatory region sequence-specific DNA binding.